AUGGAGACCACUACAAGCUGGCUGCUCACCGAACGAACGGACUCCAGCAAUGUCUCCUAUCAGGACAAUCAGUCCUUUUGGUCCAAUGCUAGCAGCUCGCAAUCAAUCAGUACAUUAUUACAAUCCAGUGAGGGAUUUAAUUCCACAAUACCAAGUGAUAUCAAUGAAAGCUUAUACACGAACGGCUUCUGGUCCAAUCCAUUUUAUACCACUGAGCCGACUUCUCUCUCAGAGGUAUCCGGAAAACCCGCAAUGUUUUUCGUUAUGGUUAGUUUACGCUCAAUUGUCGUACUCGUCACAAUUCUGGCUAAUGUUUUAGUCCUUUACGCGUACGCCACGACGAAGAAGCUCCGUACGUAUACCAACUAUUACAUCGUGAAUUUAGCAAUUGCAGACUUGGUCAGUGGCGGGUUUUUGCCGAUCCGAGGCGUCUACAGGGAGUUUUCCAACGACUGGCCCUUCAGCGAGGCCUUCUGCGCUUGCUUCACGUGCGUCGAUCACAUCUUCCUGCAUGCGACUUUCCUGAUGACUCUGACGAUCUGCUACGAUCGAUUCCGAGCGACCAACAUGCCGCUGAAACAUUUAUCGGAGAAAACGCUGCGCCACGCGUGUAUGCUGAUAUUCCUUGCUUAUAUUGUACCAGUCUUUCUAUGGACUACAAUCAUCAUAAUUCUACCGUACUCCGGAGCGAUUUCACGGGUGCAACCUCCCCAAUGUUACGGUCCAUACGCGUUCUAUCCCGCCUUGCUUAUAUUCACCAUAUUGGUUCUAUCCUGGGUACCUAUGAUAUCGACCGUCAUCUUGUACGCUUUCGUAUAUUGCGCCGUCAUCCGCAAAGGUAUGGAUAAAAGUGGAGUGACUGGCAAAAAGGCAGUCUCUGAAAAUAAGUCAAAGGGAGUAGCAUCGGAGGCGAAGUCCCGGGAUCCUCGGUCGAAGAGCUAUCGCAUGGAUACCGAGACUAGUGAACGGGCUGCAGUGAAGAAGCUUCCGGCAGAGCAGACCCGCUCGGAGGGUCGUGUGCACAGCAUCUCUGCCGGACUAUCGCAAGGACUUGCUAACCCAGCCUACGAAGAGACCGAGGAGGACGUUCAUCGCGCCAGUGAUCAGCCUAGUCUCCCCGGGCCGGUUCUGACAGAAACCACGCCCUCGACCGGUCCUCCCCGCCGUGGCAGCACCGGUGCACCGGCGCGUUUUGCAGGGCGGGCGUCUAGACGCGAGAGUCGCCUGGCUAGCCUACGCGCUACUCGCACACUCACCUACAUCCUCACGACCAUGAUUGUAUCCGCCUUACCCUGGUCCGUCUUUGCUCUGUGGGCAGCUAUCGAUCCGCUUGGUCUUCCACUGCGGUAUAACACAGUCUUCAAUUAUCUGGGUUGGAUGUCUCACUUCAGCAGCACCGUGAAUCCGUUCUGCUACGCCGUCGGCAACCCUCUGUUCAAGGCGGCCUUUCUUCGGAUUCUCUGCUGUCGUCCAAACACAGCGCCGCGGAACGCCGAGAUAUCUUCCGACCGACACAGCCGUACUUCUCGAGAUUAG
Molecule: messenger RNA, 1536 nt
Organism: Patiria miniata (bat star)
Lineage: Eukaryota; Metazoa; Echinodermata; Asteroidea; Valvatida; Asterinidae
Product: muscarinic acetylcholine receptor M5-like
Exons: 2
Coding region: 1-1536 (511 amino acids)
Biological process (GO): adenylate cyclase-activating adrenergic receptor signaling pathway
Cellular component (GO): membrane
Molecular function (GO): G protein-coupled receptor activity; dopamine neurotransmitter receptor activity, coupled via Gi/Go
Source: RefSeq, a predicted model, not a curated record